AUGCAUAAACAUAAAUAGACUAAAUAGUGCUCAUAAUGUGGUUGUUUGGAUCCGUAAUUCAAUUUAGGAAGUUAAAAUUUAAAUAUUUAUUCUAGAAUGUGGACACUACUUUUGUCAAAAUUGCUUAUUAGCUUUUAAGAGAGAAGUAGUAAGUUCUAAAAAAUCCUAAUUCUCUCUCAAAUGUCCUUUGGAAACAUGCAAAUAAGAAGUGGAUUUGAAGAAGCUGUUGAAUUAUUUGAGUUUGCCUAACGCAUGCAAGAAGUGUAACAAAGAAUAAUAAUACACCUGCAGCUAAUGCGUUGUAAAAGAAAUUGAAGAAAUUGCAAAAAUCAAUUAUUAUUCAAAAUUAUUAAAAUUAGAUCAAUUGAUAGAGUUGGACUCUUAGAAAGAACUUUGUGAAGACUUAUAGAAAUAUGGAUUAAUAUGUCAAGGUUGUAAGGAGUUCAAUUAAAUACCAGUGAUUGUGUGUUUAUAAGGACAUGAAAUUUGCAAAGAUUGCUACUAUAACAUCAGAAGCGUUGAAGCUUUCAGGUAAGUGUGUCCUCUUUGUGGACUAUAAUUGUUAUCAACACCACCAAAUAGUCUCAGAGCAUAAACACUAAUCUAGAAUUUAGUUAUUAAAUGUCCUAGUGAGAAUUGCAAAUAGUAAAUCAAGUUUACUGAAUUUGUUUAGAAUCAUUAUAGGAAAUGUAAAUUUCUUUGUAGUUUAAGGUUGUGAAUAAAAAUAGGAAUGUCCAGAUUGUCAUGAACAAGUGGAGCAAUUGUUCCAGGAGAUACAUCAAUCUAAUUAUUGCAUGGGAAGUGCAUGUCCAUUGAAUUGCAAUCGAAAACUUGGAGUAACUUACCUCAAUAGUUUAGGAUCAUCAAAAUAACUUCAUCAUAGAACACCUACUAAACACAAUGAGAUCCAGCGGAGUGUCACACUCAUUUUUACAUAGAAUUUAAGUUGUUGAAAAAUUCCUAUUUCAUGGAUUCUUUGGAAUAUGUCCAGAUUGUGAAGCUUCCUUUGCUUGGUAGGUUGAUAUCGGAGGAGUAUAAUCGACAUUUUGCUUUUAAUGCUUUAGAUUCACAGGAUGA
Paramecium octaurelia is the source of this 1077-nucleotide messenger RNA. The record is from the annotation of a GenBank genome assembly. NCBI's taxonomy places the organism in Eukaryota, Ciliophora, Oligohymenophorea, Peniculida, Parameciidae.